Molecule: messenger RNA, 1015 nt
Organism: Toxorhynchites rutilus septentrionalis
Lineage: Eukaryota; Metazoa; Arthropoda; Insecta; Diptera; Culicidae
Product: estradiol 17-beta-dehydrogenase 11-like
Exons: 4
Coding region: 34-954 (306 amino acids)
Cellular component (GO): lipid droplet
Molecular function (GO): oxidoreductase activity, acting on the CH-OH group of donors, NAD or NADP as acceptor
Source: RefSeq, a predicted model, not a curated record
CCUAACUCGAGAAACAGUUGUUAUUGUGGCAGAAUGCAUCAUAGGUUGACGGACAUUUUCCAAUAUUUGGUAGACCUGACAACAGUGAUCGUGCUUGGUCUACCGAUUCUGUUCCGGGAAAUUUUCAGUCUAAUUUUCCCAAGAACACCUAAGGAAGUGUCCGGACAGCUUGCGCUGAUUACCGGUGGAGGCAACGGGUUGGGUCGGGAGAUUGCGUUGCAGUUGGCUGGAAAGGGCUGCAAUGUUAUCGUAGUGGAUGUGGACCUCAAAUCAGCAGAGGACACUUGUGUGGUUCUACGAAAACUUAAUGUAAAGGCGCAUGCCUACCGAGUGGACGUUUCUUCGUACGAGGAGGUGCAAAGCUUAGCUACAGCGGUGUACAAAGACUUCGGACCAGUUGAUCUCCUAAUCAACAACGCCGGAUUGAUUCAGUUUAAAUUCCUGGAAGGUAACACAACUGAAGAUGUCCACCGAAUGAUCGACGUGAACGUUAAGUCACAUAUUUGGACCACCAAAGUGUUCCUGGAGCGUAUGAUCGAGCGGAAGCGCGGCCAUAUCGUCGGCAUUUCAUCGAUGUCCGGAAUGUUCGCGUUUCCGUGGGCUGUUGUCUACUCUACCUCAAAGUUUGCUGUCAAUGGGUUUAUGGCAGCAAUGCGCGAACAGCUGCGCCUGCAAGGACACUCCGAGUACAUCCGAACGACAACCGUCUGCCCUUACUACAUCGCCACCCGGAAGGAUAUUGUGGAUUUCCUACAGAAGCCACGAUUUCAGCUUUUGACAACUGAGCAUGCUGCUCGUGUCAUCACCAAGGGUAUACUUCGCAAUGAGACCAUGAUCGCGUUACCACGGUUCUUCGAUUUGGGCGUGAAGUUUAUGCAGCUAUUCCCAGUGAAGGUGCAACAACUAGUGCGAGAUUACAUGAUAAGAGAAUACGAAUUGAACCAAGUUCAGUAAGGCAAAACGGAAACAUUCAUUCACUUUGAUGGGCUGUACAUAUUAUCGAUAUUAUAGUUCA